AUGCUUUGGGGGGUUUCCAUCUCUGCUCCAAAGCAAGCUGGUUCACGUUACGCCCCUGGCCAAACCGGAGAUUGCUUUCCGGCGAGGGGGAAGAGAGCCUGCGUUCCAAACAGCGACGCUGCCUUUCCCUUUUCUAAACCCCCACCUUGCAACGCGCAGGCCCUAUCAGUCCUCCAGCACAGAAAAACCUGGGUGCUGGAGGACCUCGCUGUGGGCAAAGCCUUUGGGGCUCACCGCUCCAUCGCAUCGCCCAAAAGGUCCAUCCCUUGUCAACCGCAACUGCUAACCAGCCUCCUCUUAACACGUGUCUUAAUCUGA
Molecule: messenger RNA, 318 nt
Organism: Podarcis lilfordi (Lilford's wall lizard)
Lineage: Eukaryota; Metazoa; Chordata; Lepidosauria; Squamata; Lacertidae
Source: the annotation of a GenBank genome assembly